UUUUCUUUACAUAAAGCGAUUUUCUCAACGAUUGGUUAAGAGUGCACCCAGUGAAAUCCCGUCUAUAGGCAAUCCGGGGCACGAAUAAAACAGGAAGUUUUGAUGUGGGUAAAACAGUCUCGUCGUCUGCAAUCUAUGUGAAGAGUAAAGAUGUCGAUUAUCGGUAUUGUGUUGAGUGUACUCCCUUUGCUAGCAUCCAUUGCUAGUGCGACUAACAGAUGUGAUAUUUGUCAAGCCACAGGCCCCGAGAUAGAUCUAUCCAACUGCGGAUUUUACAGCGUGGGGGAUGCUAUAAACAAGUCCUGUGAUGCUGCAAGAAGUGCCACAGUUUUGAAACUUAAUGGAAACUUUAUUUCAAAUAUCUCAAGUAAUGAUUUCUUAAUGGAGGACGGUACUGGCUAUUUCUGGCAGUUGGAUAAACUUUAUCUGAAUAACAAUUCAAUAACAGAUAUUGACGAGGAUGCAUUUUGGACACUGCGCUUUCUCACAGAUUUCGACUUGUCAUAUAACAAUUUAACAGAAUUAGAAGACGGCAUUCUUCUGGAAAAGCUUAUACUGAAAACAAUAAAUUUCGCUUACAAUCAAAUAAAUUUCAUCGGAACAAGUGUCUUCAGGGAAGAUCACCAUGCCUUGAAGGAAGUCAAUCUUUCACAUAACAAUCUCAUUUCAAUGGAACCAUGGCCGUAUAAACCACCAGCACUGUCGAAAUUCGAUGUCUCUCACAACGCCAUCGUGAAUUUCACAAAUAGAAUGAACUGGAUAUACGACUUGAGUGAACCAUACCACGCAAGCGUUGAUUUACGUAACAACCAGCUCAGAGAUUGGCGCGACUACUAUCUUCAACAAUAUAAUCCUAACCAACCGGAGUUCUACGUUGAUUUUGUCACCUAUAACUUGGAUAUUCGAGACAAUCCUUGGUUCUGCGACUGUCACUUUUACGGGUUUACGUCUCGGUACCAAAACUCUUUUUUCAAACAUGCUGAUACAACUCUGAUGGAAAUGAAAUGCGACGGACCACCAAACCUUCAUGGCAAAGCUAUAAUGGAAGACGUGGACUUGAAUGAUUUGAUUUGCAAUAUUACCUUGGAUUGUCCACAAGGUUGUUUAUGCCAGAACAAACCAGCCGAGAAUUUGCUACACGUUAACUGCAACAGCAAAGGAUUUACGCAUUUACCCUCCAAAAUCCCCAAAAUCGAGAGCCCACCCAAUAAUCAGUAUACGCUUAAACUAGAGAUGAACAAUAAUCGGAUUAGAACAUUGACCCAUGAAAACUAUACGUCGUUACUUAGUGAUCUUUCGUUGUCUGGGAAUCAACUCGAAGAUGUUGGUGACGCAGCAUUCACCGGCAUGACGAUUAUCAAGCAUCUGAAUCUAGAAAACAACAAAUUGAAAAAGAUUUCGCCAAAAAUUCAGUAUUUGUUAAAAUUUGAAGACACUAGUUUGUCAAAUAACAAUUUUCAAUGCACCUGCGACAUGGUAUGGAUGAAAGACUGGAUUAAUUUUGCACCCAUAGACGAUCCAAACCGUGACAUGCAAUGCACGUUCGAAAACGAAGACGUUUACAAGAUACGUGAAGUGAGUGAAAGCUUGCUAAACUGUACUUACGAUGUAGCUAUUGGCUUGACAAUUGGCUUCUCGAUAUUACUUGCCCUUGUCAUCGUCGCUGUUAUUUGGGCCAAAAAGUGUCCAUAUGAAACAAAGGUUAUUCUGUACAGAAUUUUCCGCUACCACCCUUGGGACAAAUAUCGCGUGGACAACGAACUGUUGGCGGAACACGACGCGUAUGUAUCUUUUGAUGACAGCAAUAUUCAUAUUCGCCAAUGGGUUCUUCGAAAAUUUGCCAAGCGGCUAGAGGAAGAGAAACCGUGCUACAAGUUUUUUGUUCCUGUUCGAGACCUCUUGGUAGGCGAUGGAAAAGCUGAUUCGAUCAUAGAAAACAUGGAGAAAAGCAAAAGAGUUAUAAUCAUAUUAUCAGACAAGUAUGAUGAAAAUGAGUGGUGCAAAUUUGAGUGCCAGAGGGCCGAAAUUUUAGAAUUGAACAAUGGUCGAAUUAUUUUCAUCAAAUACCACCCCGAGGCGGAUGAGAUGAUAGAAAACGAACCAUGGAAAUCUCGUGUAAAAGGACGCAAAGUCUUCUCCCCCGGAGAGAAGAAAAGCGAACGACGGUGGUUCUGGGGGAAAAUCAAAUACGAGUUACCCGUUCGAUAAUAUCUCUUAGAAAUGUUUCUAGCCUAAGAACGUUAUUGUGUUAUAGUCUCAUUUAAAUCCGCCCAUUAUCAUUUGCUAGUAUUUACAUUUUCUUUUACAUACUAUGUCACUAGAUAGAUGUUGGAUCUUUUAGAAAGCUUCUAACAUGUAUAUUAAUUACAUUUUACAUGACUUAUUGGAAUGGCAAUAGAUAGUUGUAGAUUUAGUCACGUGCGUUAAAAAUAAUCUAUUAGUUACGACGUGUAUAGAAAGAUCGAAAGAGCUUUUUUUUUUUAUAAAUGCUGCUCCAGCAUGUUUGGUGUUGUAAAUUGUAUGUACAAAGUACAAAAUCAUUUAUGUAAUGAAGUAUUUUAAUGAAUAUGUUACAAAUAAAAUAAUGAGAUUGAU
Magallana angulata is the source of this 2595-nucleotide messenger RNA. Its product is annotated as SLIT and NTRK-like protein 2. The coding region runs from base 151 to 2208 and encodes 685 amino acids. The transcript is spliced from 2 exons. Lineage: Eukaryota; Metazoa; Mollusca; Bivalvia; Ostreida; Ostreidae. Gene Ontology annotation, molecular function: transmembrane signaling receptor activity; protein binding. The record is from RefSeq and is a predicted model, not a curated record. Gene Ontology annotation, cellular component: membrane. Gene Ontology annotation, biological process: immune response; toll-like receptor signaling pathway.